AUGGCCCAAGCUUACGAAAACAAGUCAGCUGUUACCAUCGUAACACAUUACUUAAGUCUCUGCUUGACGCCUAGUUAUAAACCAUCUCGAGAGCCUAGAGCACUUCCACGUGAUCUAGACGGCAAACCUCGUAACACCGAAUUAAAAAUAAGAUUAACGUGGUUUAUCAGCGAGCGGGCCAUAUCACCGAGCGGGCCACUUUUACCUCAAUUUAUAUCUUUCAACUUCAAUACGCGAUUUAUCAACAAAAUAUUAUGGAAUCGAAUAAUCAAGAAGGUCGAAUACUUUUAG
Messenger RNA from Sclerotinia sclerotiorum 1980 UF-70, 291 nucleotides. RefSeq lists its product as hypothetical. NCBI's taxonomy places the organism in Eukaryota, Fungi, Ascomycota, Leotiomycetes, Helotiales, Sclerotiniaceae. Bases 1 to 291 code for a protein of 96 amino acids. The record is from RefSeq and is a predicted model, not a curated record. The transcript has a single exon.